Messenger RNA from Paramecium sonneborni, 440 nucleotides. NCBI's taxonomy places the organism in Eukaryota, Ciliophora, Oligohymenophorea, Peniculida, Parameciidae. The record is from the annotation of a GenBank genome assembly.
AUGUUGAAAUCAAAUAAAUAGAAUAACUACAUGUUUGAAUAAAAUGUUGGCUUUAUUAAUUUAGUUGUGGAUACAUAUCUAAAUGGAAUCAAAUUACCAGGCUUUGCAUUUUCAAGAGGAGAUGCUGUAGCAAUCCUUCUUUUAGUCAAUAAGAAAAUGGUGCUUACAUAAUAAUUUAAAGUACCUGUUAGUAUAUUCACAAUAGAAGCACCUGCUAGGAUGAUGGAUGAAUAAGGUGAUUUUGGAUGAAUAAGGUGAUUUUGGAUGAAUAAGGUGAUUUUGGUGGAGUAGCUGCAAAAGAGAUCAAAAAAGAAAAGGAAUCUAAAUUUAAUAUAAUGAAAUGCUUUUUUUAUAAGAUAUUUUAGUAUCUCCAAGAGGAAAUGAUGAAGUUAUUCAUUUAUUUGAUGAUGAAAAAGUAUGGAAUAAAAAUAAUUAGAUGA